AUGGUCAAACAAGAACGUGCCGCUACUAAAAUUCAAAAAUGUCUUCGAGAUUAUGUUGCACGAAAUAAAAUGUUAUUGAAGUUACUUCAAUGUUUCAAUACAUGCUAUCGUAAUAAAAGUCCGGAACAAAAACAUCUUUUUACUGUUUGUCGUUUAUUAUUGUCCAAACAUGGAAAAGAUGCACAAGUCAACUGGUUAACUAAUGGUUCUGCUGACCAUAUUUUCACACUAGGGAAUUCGUUAUUAAUCAACAUCAAAUAUUUAACAAAACUUCCAUCAUUAACAACAUCAUCAAACUAUACAUUACCGAUUCGUGUAUUAGAGGAAUUAUUCAACAUUUUAAUCGGAACUUGUUCAUCUACAAAAAUUUCUUUAUAUUCAAAACAACUAUACUUCAGUAUUGAAUGGAUUUGUCGACAUUUAUCAAAGCAUCAUUAUUUUAAUCAUUUGGCUUAUUUUAUGGAUCAACAAUUACCGACUACAACUGGUGGUUACCUUAAAGAUUUCACUACCCAAUCACAAGUAUUUGAUCCUGUGGAAUUUUUCAAAUUACCAAAAACUCGUUCUUUCAUUAAUCUAAUUAUUGCACCGUUGAAAUGUACUUUUAACUUAUCGGAUAAUGGUAGUCCAUUUUCUAAUCCAAUGGUCGAUUUUUAUCGUGAACUUGUUUUCACAGCAUUAAAUGAUAUUCUCAUAUCAACUAUUGAUGAUCACAAUACUUAUAUUAUCGGUGAACGUGUUAUACUCAGUGUUGAUUUAUUACACCUUUUUGUGACUGUGGCUAUACCUGGCAUGUUAGUAAAAUGUGAUCCAACCACAACCACAUCAAGUUCAACUGUCCAUACAACCGAGUCAUCAAUGAUACAAGAUACUGAUGACGAUGAUAAUCACGAAGAAGCAGUGACAGAGGAAGAAGGAGGUGACGAAUCAUUGCCAGUUCUGUUAGCUACUGAAUCUUACACACAUUAUACAUGGUCUGGUUCACCUUUAGAAGCUGCGAUAACGAUACGUUUUGUUGCUCGGAUACUUAUGAGUUGUUUAACGGAACCUCAUCUGCCUAUUGUUCGUCCAAUUACUGAUCCUAAACCGUUACAACUACGAAUUGGACAAGGAGAAGAAUUAUCAGAUGAUGACGAUGGUGAUGAUGACGACAACAAGAUUAAUGAUAAUCAUAAUAGAAUGAAGGGAGUGGAAAUCAAUGAUCAGGAAAUGAACAUGUCAGCUGAAUUUACUAGAAGUACUAAUAACUGUAGUCUUAUUUCAGAGGCUGUCUCGUUUCAACCAGCUUCUCAACUGACAAAAAUCUCUGCGUCACUAAGUCACAGUUUACCGGCGCUAGCAGCUAGCUCAUUGUCUACACUGGAAAAUUUCAAUAGUGAUUUGGAUAAUCCAGAUAAAUUGGAAUUAAUUCGUUCUUCAUCAUAUCUACAUUAUUGCCUUUCUCAAGUAUGUGGUCUGUCUAGGACAUCAUUAAUACGCAUUAACUCAAUUUAUUCACAGUAUACAAUCUAUUUACGUUGUUUAUGGAAAUUAAUUGAAAGUACUAAAUGUUUAAAUAAAUCAACAUUAAAUUAUUCAAAUAGCAAUAUGUCUACAUUGUUUAAUAUUUUAUGCUCGGGUGAAUUACCUACGCAUUUAGUGGAACUUCAAAGUUAUCUUCCACUGAUAUUUACAUUUGCUGAUUGUCUUCAUCAUCGCUUAUUAUGUUUAACUGAUUCGGAAAUCUGUGACAUCUCAUCGGAAGUGAACUACACCAACUCCAACGAUUAUCGUCAUCAACAACCAAUCAAUAAUAAUAUUGGUGCAAGACUUCGUGAUCUUAUGCUCGGCCUAAUUGAUUUGUCACAUCCUGAUCAAGUGCCGAAACAAACUCGUUGUAAUUUACAAACAGAUACACAUUGUGUAGAAUCAAUGGAACAACCAAAUUAUGGUGCAGUAUUACGUAGAAUAGAACAAUGGGUCGAAAUAGCCGAUCUUGGCAGUUCACCUAUUGGUGAUCUAAUGAUGCGAAAUUAUACACAAUGGUCGAUACCGGAUUUUCGUCUUUUACUAUAUUGUUGGUGUAGUUUACUGCGUCGAGUUGAACGAUUAGUAUUUCAAAUCUAUGAUUGGGAUCGUCGUUGCCGACGUCAACAAGAUACUAGUCUGCCUAUCUACCUUUUACAAAAUCCACAAUCCACAACGACAACAGCUUCUACAAAUGCAUCAUCUACAUUUUCAUCAUCAUCCUCAUCAACUGAUAUUGCACGCGUAACCAAUUCACCACGUCUACCACUUGGCACACCAAGUCUUAGUCAAACAUUUUGGUUGAAAGAUAACUUAUUUGAUUUAUUAAAUACUACAGAAUCACAAACUUCAUGGUUUGAAAAUCAAGGUUAUCAAAGUACAUUGGCAUUAGCUGGUGCACCGUUUGGUUAUUAUAGUAUUUUGAAUCCAGAUCGAAAUCAAGUGGUACUAGAAUCAUUUUCUUUAUCCAAUCGUCAAAUACGUCAAGUCUUAUUAUUGAAAAAGUUCCAUUUGUUAUACCAUUUGAAAAACGAGUUAAAUGAAUAUUUCUUUAUAUUGUACGUUAAAGGACGUACACCCUUACAUAUUGCUGUUGUUCAUUCACAACGUGUUGUUAUUCGUGCAUUAGUUGAUGAUUUCAAAGCUGAUCCAACUUUGAUGGAUUUCUCUGGUUACUUUCCAUAUAUGCUACUUGAAAAUAAUUUAAAAACUGAAUAUGAACCUUUUUUAACACAUGGUCGACUUCAACGAAUUCGAACUGCAUUAAAAGUUUUUAGAACAUCAAAUGUUUCCCAUGAUUCUUCUAAUAUCACUAAAGAUAAUUCCAGUAAGAAAGGUGUUGUGCAUACUGAUCAUUCAAUGGUUGACUUCAAACGACCUGUUAUGCUUCCAGUUGUGUCUAGACGAUUAGAGAAUUUCAAACGACCAACAACAAUACAACAACAAAAUCAUUUAAAUCGAACAUCUACCUUGAAACCGAUUAAUCAAAAUGCUGAAUAUAGUUUACGACGUCCAUCUGUGUUUGAAGGUAUUUUAAAAUCGGCUGCUGAAGCUGCUCAACACUGGAAUCAUCAUAAUAAUAAUUGUAAUAAUGAUCAUACAUCAAGUGUUAAAUUGUCAUCAGAAUCUAAUGAAGAACAAGUUAAUAUGAUAAUCCUAACGUCAGUAAACCUCUUAACGCUUGUUCUUCUUCUACGACAACGACAGAAUCAACAUCAACAAUAA
Molecule: messenger RNA, 3231 nt
Organism: Schistosoma mattheei
Lineage: Eukaryota; Metazoa; Platyhelminthes; Trematoda; Strigeidida; Schistosomatidae
Source: the annotation of a GenBank genome assembly